GCAUCUUGAUGUUCAUUCGUGCUCCUAUUUUUUGAGAUAUUACUACAUGGCAUUUUGGUCUAUAAAUUCAGCAUUUCAGACUUCAGAGGCCAGGCUCAAGAAAAGCUCAAGUUUCUUAUUGGGUCAAGACUUUUGGGCCGGGCCACUCCCAUAUUGUUGCCUGACCCACCAGACCCGUCGUCCGGUCCUUAAAAAAGAAAAAUAAAAAACAACAGAAUGCACCACACCACGAAAUAAAAAGGAGCACGUCUUUCCGACGGAGGCCAUUUCAAAAUUUUGAUAUCGCCCUCGGAGCCGGAGCAAACAGAGGAGAAGCGUCAGGCCUCGUCUCUCCUCCCCGCUGGCCUCGCCCGCCCGGCCGCCGCUGAAUUCGUUCUGCCCCCGCAUCGCCGCCGCUCUCUCCGCCCCCGCAGGAAGUGCUGGUUCAAAGAGGAAGUGUUCCUAAUACUGGAGUUAUGGGAGAUUCUGUACUAGUUACCUGUGUAAUGCAAGAUGCUGCAGACAUUGCAUUUCAGAUUCAUUGCUUGGAGCGAUCAGCAUAUGCUGCUGUGUUGAGAGCGUUCUGUGCUCAAUCAGACCUCCUCUCAAGGGCCAAAGAAGGAUGUCUCGCUGAACUGAGAAAUGAGCUUAAAAUAUUGGAGAGUGAACACAGAGAAUGUCUUGGGAGGGCCAGAUCAAAUAAGCAAAUCAACUCUUUGAGUGCUGGCUUGCACUCCAAAGGGAGCACUUGCAAUACUGAAGUUAUGAAGGAUGCAUGUGUAUUACCAGAUGCUGGAGAUACUGUAUUUCAGAUUCAUUGCUUGGAGCGGUCAGCAUAUGCAUCUGUUUUAAGGGCUUUCUGUGCUGUGACAAACCACCUCUCAUGGUUACAGGUCAAGCUUCUAACUAAACUGAGAAAUGAGCUUAGAAUAUCACACAUUGAGCAUAAAGAAGUUCUUGUGAAGGUCAGUUCAAAUGAGAAUAUCAAAUUCUUGAGGAAAUUUAGUUUGGUGACUUUGUCUGUUCUUACAAAGACUGAUCCUUCCUUUGAUGCACAUGCCAUGGUUCAUGAAAAGAAUGGCUCAACUGGACAGGUCUCCACUUCAUCCACAAGUUGCCUCAGUCUGUUGCAGCAGUCACCAAUAUCAGAGCACUCCAUGUCCACCACAAGGGACAUUGGGAAAUCAGAUAUCUCUAAUUGGGCCAAAGAAGGACCUUAUUUUGAACCCCAUGCAGUGGUGUCUGCUAAAAGGUUGAAAUCUGUAAAUGGGCAUGCCCCUUCUGUUCAGUUACCAGUGGCAGUUUCUGUGGCGAUGGUGAAAGGUCGCACCGACGAUACACUUGAUAGUGAGACGAUACCCUGUGAAGUGAAGUCAGGAUGCACAUCUCCCAUUUUUCAAGAAAAGCAUAGCGAACCGAAUGCUAGUCAAGUUCCUUCCUGUGCUGAUCAUGCUAGGCAAGAAUCACGGAAAAGGAAAGCUGAAGUGCCUGGGAUGAGGGUAUCUACAAGUCUGGGUGUUAUGGGCAUAAAGUAUGGGAUUAAGCAUCAGAGGCUCAUGAAUAAGGACUCAGAUUUGGAACAUGGUUCUGAAAUAAUUAACCUUUGCCUAACUGCUAGCCUUCUACACAAGGUUGAAAGACUACUUAGAGAGAAGCCAUAUCCAGCUAAUUUAGAGAAAGCAAAGUUGAUACUCAAAGCCCAAGAAAAGGACCUUUUGGAUGCACUUGUUAAACUUUCUGAAAUAUCAUAUGAUGUGGCUUAUUUCAAUGCUAACGGAGAGCCGGACAACAUCAACACCCACAACGAUGGCAAGGGCAAAGAGGAUGUGCUGCCGAAGCCGACGAAUUCGAGCGACGAGACGCCGCCUGGGACGACGAGCCUGGUAGGCGGCGGAGAAGGAAAUCAUGUCAAGAUCCAGGAUAUUGCUGCAGCGGGGCUAUCCCCCUCAUCGGCGACCCCCACCGGCGGCACCACCAGCUCGUUCCCGGUCAUCCCGCAGCUCCUGGCACCACCGCCAGUCACGCAGACGCGCCUGCACGCCCCCGCGCCCCCGUCCUCCUCCCCCGGCGCGCUGGGCGAGUCCUCGGGCGGCCUCUCCACUGCGCACCGGCCUCACGCGACGCUGAUGGCCGUGGCGUCACCCCCGGCGCCGCUCAAGAAGCGGUCCAAGACUACGGCGGAGCAGAGGAGCCGGAUGCGGGAGUUCGCAUACCGCGUCGGGUGGAGCUUCCGUAAGGCCGGCGCCGACGCCGUCGACGCCUUCUGCGCCCAGGUCGGCGUCCCCCGGCGCGCCCUCAGGAACUGGAUGGCCAAUAACAGGCACCUCGCCAAGAUUCCACCCCCGUCCCUGCCGUCGCGCCACCGAGACCACCCGCCGGCCGCCACACCACGAUGACUGAGGAUGGCAAGCCUCCUGAACCCGAAGCUGCUGCACCUGCUGAUGACGGCGGCAAGGAAGACGGGAAUGAAGAAGCUUCUGAUGAAGUUACUCAACUAGGAAGGGGCCAUCGGAGCUCGAUUUGAAUGUAAUUGGCGAACAGCUCGCUCGAGAACUCGGACCAACUCUAUUUACACCUGUAAAUAUACAUGGCUAUCCUAUGUAUACUAUCCAGUGCCUUGUGCGUAAACAAGCGGCAUGAGAUUGUGGUACAUGCUUGGACUUCUUCUCA
Panicum hallii is the source of this 2649-nucleotide messenger RNA. RefSeq lists its product as uncharacterized. Gene Ontology annotation, biological process: defense response to fungus. The transcript has 11 exons. The record is from RefSeq and is a predicted model, not a curated record. Lineage: Eukaryota; Viridiplantae; Streptophyta; Magnoliopsida; Poales; Poaceae. Bases 456 to 2375 code for a protein of 639 amino acids.